Molecule: messenger RNA, 732 nt
Organism: Asparagus officinalis (garden asparagus)
Lineage: Eukaryota; Viridiplantae; Streptophyta; Magnoliopsida; Asparagales; Asparagaceae
Exons: 3
Coding region: 1-732 (243 amino acids)
Source: RefSeq, a predicted model, not a curated record
AUGGUAACCCGUCCGUGGGAGCCUCACCAUCCUCCCCCUCGCACAGAGCCUGGUGUUAGGGAAUUUCGGUACAUACGACCUCCUUCCUUAUUUGGUGCUGGCGGACCUCUAGCAGUAGAGGAGUUCCUUAAGGUUACCGAGACCAUUCUCAUAGUGACCUGUAUUGCUCAUGUAGAGUGGACAGACCUUAUGGAUGUCCAGCUCACCGAUACUGCACGAAUUUGGUGGACGGUCGAGAAGACCCAUCUUGUGAGGCUGAUUUCAUGGGAGACAUUCACAGAGCGUUUCAACUGGAAGUAUUUCCCCCAGUCUUCUAGAGACGAGCUUCUUCGUCAGUUUGUCAAGCUCAAGCAGAGAGGUCGAUCGGUUGAUGAGUACGAGGCUGAGUUCUCCUCUCUUAGCCGGUAUGCUCCUCACCUAGUUACUGACCCCACCAUCAGGAGGCAUCAGUUCCAAAAGGGUCUGGAUAAGUAUAUCAAGUUUGCUCUGGCUAGUAGGGCACUUGCGACUCAUGACGUCGUGCUAGACGUAGCUCGCGAGAUAGAGAGUGUUCAGAAGUGGACAGCAUCCACAUCGAAGAAGAAGUCAAAAGGCAAGGGAAAAGAGAAGUCAUGUUAUGGAGCCUCAGCGAUUCCUGAGAAGAAUGAUGAGGAGAUCCCAGCUUUACCACUUUCUGAAGGAGAACAAGAAGUUCUCGCUACAAGAAGUGGGAAUGAGUACCAUUAUAAAUAA